AUGAGCAUUCCAUGUGUGCUAGUUUUACCAUUUCCAGCUCAAGGGCAUAUAAUUCCCUUAAUGAAUUUCUCCAAAAAAUUGGUCGAACAUGGAUGCAAAGUCAUUUUUGUGAACACAGAUUUCAACCAUAAGCUAGUGAUGAAUUCCAUGGGGGAGCAACAAUUAGAUGAUAGUUUUAAUGGAGCAUUAAAAUUGGUCUCAAUUUCUGAUGGUUUAAGACAUGAUGAGGAUAGAACAAAUUUUGCUAAGCUAUGUGUUACUAUGCUAAGUACUAUGCCUAAUAUGCUUGAGAAGCUAAUAAAAGAAAUUUGUUUGAAUGAUAAUUGUAGAAUUAGUUGCAUGGUAGCAGAUGUGAUUAUGGGAUGGGCAUUAGAUGUUGGAAGUAAGUUUGGAAUCAAUGGAACUCUCUUUUGGUCUUCAUCGGCAGCUAUGUUUGCCUUGUUAUACAACAUUCCAAAGCUUAUGGAUGAUGGUAUAAUUGAUUCUAAUGGAUUAUCAGCCACUAAGAAAACAUUUCAGCUAUCACCAAAUAUGCCAAUGAUGGACACAGAAGCCUUAGUUUGGUCAAAUGUAGCUGAGGACUCAAUUAACCUUAACAAAAUAUUUAAUUAUCUUAAACAUUGCUCACAAACAACAAAUUUGGCAAAGUGGUGGCUUUGUAACACCACAUAUGAACUUGAACCUCAAUCAUUAUCCUUUCUUCCAAAGCUUCUACCAAUUGGCCCUUUGUUGAAUAUUUAUGAUGAAAACAAAAGUGCAACAAUAUCAAUUGGACAAUUUUGGGAAGAAGAUUUAUCUUGCAUGAGUUGGCUUGACCAACAACAACAUAAUUCUGUUGUUUAUGUUGCAUUUGGUAGUUUCACACUUUUUGACCAAAACCAAUUCAAAGAAUUAGCCUUAGGACUUGAUUUAAUCAAUAGGCCUUUCCUUUGGGUUGUGCAUGAUCAAGAUUCCAAAAACAGUACAACAUUUCCUAAUGAAUUUAAGGGGUAUAAAGGGAAAAUUGUUAAAUGGGCACCUCAACAAAAGGUAUUAAGUCACCCUUCUAUAGCUUGUUUUAUUAGUCAUUGUGGUUGGAAUUCUACUUUGGAAGGUUUAUCUAACGGGGUACCCUUUUUGUGUUGGCCAUAUCAUGCUGACCAAUUUUAUGACAAGACAUAUAUUUGUGAUGAAUUGAAAGUUGGGUUGGCAUUUAACAAAGAUGAAAAGGGAUUAGUGUUAAGUGGGGAAAUAAAAAAGAAAGUUGAUCAAUUGCUUAGUGAUGAGAACAUAAGGUUAAGGUCUAUGGAGCUAAAAGGGAAGGUAACAAUGAACAUAGCACAAGAAGGUCAAUCUUCAAAGAAUUUCAACAAGUUUGUUGAGUGGUUGAAAGAAUAAAAAUUGGUCUUUUGUUAGAUGCUUAGUGAUAUAUGAAUAAAUAAGAGCAAGGUGCGAAAUAGUCAUGAACAACAAUUCAACCAAAAAUUAUACUUUUCAAAUAGUGGAAAUGGUGAGAGUGGACAUGAAUUUGCUUAAAUCAUGAAAGAAAUGGUGAAGAUGUAAGAAUUCCUCUUAAUGUAAUGAAAAUGCAUUAUAUAGCUUGUUUGUUUGAGCAAACUUAUUUUACUAGAUCUAUUUCAUUUUUGAAAGAAAAAAAAAAAAUGUUAUUUUGUACACACGACAGAU
This is a messenger RNA of Cicer arietinum (chickpea), 1665 nucleotides long. Its product is annotated as UDP-glycosyltransferase 83A1. Gene Ontology annotation, molecular function: quercetin 7-O-glucosyltransferase activity; quercetin 3-O-glucosyltransferase activity. The record is from RefSeq and is a predicted model, not a curated record. NCBI's taxonomy places the organism in Eukaryota, Viridiplantae, Streptophyta, Magnoliopsida, Fabales, Fabaceae.